CUCUCAUCUCCUCCAACACUCACCCAACACUCACCCGCUUCACUUUCGUUUGAUCACCUUGCCACUCUUCUUCUCACUCUUUCAGUCCUCCUCUCAUCUGCCUAGCAUCCUUCGCCGUCAUGUCUUCGCCGAGCCCGUGUCCGUCUCCGUCGCCCUCGCCGCACGGCUCUUAUGAGUACAGCAGCUCGGCUCGACUCUCGUUGCAGCACACACCGCCCAUGCGUCCUCGUAGACUCACCUCAGACGAGGGCAUGGACAUCGACGUGGACUUGUACCCCCCGUCCUCGCCUGCCAAGAGCUCGACCUCGUCACUCUCUGCGACUGCUGUCCCGUUCGCUCCCACCUUCGUCGACACGCAGAACGAUCGCAACGCAACGCACGAGUACCUCACACACCUUGCCAAGGAGGCCCAAGCCCGCUAUGCCGCUGACAAGCACCGCUCCGGGGAGAAGGACAAUGGCGUCUCCGGAGCUACCGUCCUUCAGGUGUCCGACCUUCACUGGUUUACCCAGGACGCCCACCUCAUUGAGGUCGCCGCGGCGCUGGGCAUCAAGCUCACAUUCAAGGACGUCACCUUCCUCGAGCACAAAUGCAACGGCAAGAGUAAGGGCAUCGCCUUCAUCAACUGUCACACGACGACGCAGAUGUUGCGUCUCUUGAGGUGGUUUGAGACUAACGAGUUCCAGGGCAAAAAGAUUUCCACCAGCAUUUCGACCAACAUGAAUGGAAAGCCGUCUCUUCCUCCUCCCACUCACGACAAGGAGAACGGCGGGCUCGGCUACCGCCCCAACAACGACGGUCCUACUCGUGCUCCUCUCCCCUUCCUUCCCACGAACACACACGGCGGCGUCAACUUUAACCGCGUGCCCCUUCACCAUCGCCAGCAGAUGCAGCAGAUGCAGCAAGCGGGCUUCCUCCAGGGCGGCUCAUACGCCCGCGGGAACAACAUGAACGGAUACUCGACGUCGCAAAACGCCAAAAACGCCUACACCGCCGACCUUGUGCACAAGAAGGUCAUGGGUGAGCGUGAGGUUGCAUGAUGGCUGCUGACGUGAAGCCCAGCCCAACCCCUUCUACACAGGUACGCUUUGACAGUUGCUGAUCAUUCACCACAGGUACCUGGCACAACCAGAUCAUCGC
Molecule: messenger RNA, 1140 nt
Organism: Cutaneotrichosporon oleaginosum
Lineage: Eukaryota; Fungi; Basidiomycota; Tremellomycetes; Trichosporonales; Trichosporonaceae
Biological process (GO): mRNA alternative polyadenylation
Cellular component (GO): mRNA cleavage and polyadenylation specificity factor complex
Molecular function (GO): mRNA binding
Source: RefSeq, a predicted model, not a curated record